AGUUACUAAACUAACUCCACUAAAAGUCCGAGGCUUAGUGUUCUACAGAGUCCGCCUGGCCGCUAACUUUGACGGAUCUGCCGCUUAUAAUCAGAAACAUAUUAAGCAACAGGACGGCAAUGGCUGACGGGGAGUUUCCGGUGGCUUUGAAUGGAACUCAGAUUUCCUACAUCGCCCAAGAUUGUAAGGACAUCCCAGACUUUCUCGGGGACACUUACGGCCAUUUUGCAAGGAGGUUGGACUUGAGCUUCAACCAACUCAGGUCCUUGGCGGGACUCGGGAUGUUCGCCCGGCUGGAAGAGCUGGUCGUCGACAACAACCUGCUUGGGAACGACCUCCGGUUGCCAGGGUUACCUAACCUGCACACCUUGACGCUCAAUAAGAACAAACUGACUGAUAUCGAAGCCCUGCUGGAACACUUGGCCGACGUGACCCCGUCGCUGCGGUACCUCAGCCUGCUGGGGAACGAGGCCUGCCCCAACCAGCUGGUCAGCCCGGAUAAGGACGAGGACGACUACCAGAGAUACAGGUAUUUUGUUCUGCACAAGUUGCCCGGCCUUAAGUUCUUGGACACCAGGAAAGUCACCAGAAAAGAAAGCACGGAGGCCCAAGCCAGAGGAGCCUUCAUGAAGGUGGUCAAGCCCAAGUCGGACACGCCGCCGAAAGAAGCCGGAUUUGAGACCCGCCCUCUGCCCUACACUCCUCUACCCCGAGGAUCCCGAGACGCUAAGAACCAUAAAGGCGUCUUCGCCAAGUGCCGCUACGUCUACUACGGCAAGCAUUCCGAAGGCAACAGAUUCAUCCAGAACGACCAGCUGUGACGUGGCGGCGACAGGAUGGACGUUCAUCGACAACGGGCACAUACAGACGGAGACGUGACGUCGUUAUUUAUUUCAAUUAGCCGGCGAUUUUGCGGUUCAAUCAAUAUGUUUGCUGUUGACUUUGUAUCUUCCGCAAGACGUCCCCUGAGCAUCGCACACACACACACACACACACACACACACACACACACACACACACACACACAGUGACAAACAACCUAUUGCGUGACUCUGACAGCCGUGAUGGAUCACCCAUCCACUGCUGCCACUAAUCAAAGGUGAAAGGGUGACGGUCACACACCUGAGACCUGACAUGGACGCACCUUUACACACACACACACACAAACUAAUACACAACAAACGACUUAAAUUGGACCUUCCUGCAAUGUUUUAUUAGCUUAUCACUCCGCUUUUCUUAUUUUAGAGCAGGCCUGGGCUAUCAUUUUGACUUAAGGGGCCAAAUUUAGAGAAAAAAAAUGUUUUCUGAGGGCCGGUAGAUCUAUUUUUAGGACCACCAAUACAAAACCUCACAAUUAUGUCUUAUUGAAUGCUAAAAACCUUAUGACAGACCGGCUUAAAAGGAAUGGAAUAACAUUUUUUUUUACUGAAUGACACACCCAGAAAGUACAUGAAAAUAAAGAAUGUGAGAUUUGCAAUAUUAACUACGAACGAUAAAACACUGAAUAUUGACAACAUAUGAAUGUCGCACCCCCUUCUCCAUCGACAUAUUUUAACAAUAAGGUAAAACACGACGAAAAUGCAACAAACACGGCGAAAUAUGAACAUGAAAAAACAAAAUACACCCACCUGCAAUCUGAUAUAUAACUAAGCUUUUAUUUUGACUUGGGGGGGUCCACAUUUGGGGCUGGUAUAUCUAUUUUUUAGGACCACCAAUACAAAACCUCACAAUUAUGUCUUAUUUAAUGCUUAAAACCGUAUGCCAGACCGCCUUAAAAGGAAUGAAAUUAAAAUAUCUUUUACUGAAUGACACACCCAGAAUGUACAUGAAAAUAAAGAAUGUGAGAUUUGCAAUAUUAACUACGAACGAUAAAACACUGAAUAUUGACACCAUAUGAAUGUCACACCCCAUUUCCAUUGACAUAUUUUAACAAUAAGGUAAAACACAACGAAAAUGCAACAAACACAGUGAAAUAUGAACACGAAAAAACAAAAUACACCCACCUGCAAUCUGAUAUAUCACUAAGCUUUUAUUUUGACUCGGGGGGCGGGCACAUUUAGAGAAAACAUGUGUCCUGGGGCUGGUAUAUCAAUUUUUUAGGACCACCAAUACAAAACCUCACAAUUAUGUCUUAUUUAAUGCUUAAAACCGUACGCCAGACCGCCUUAAAAGGAAUGAAAUUAAAAUAUUUUUUACUGAAUGACACACCCAGAAAGUACAUGAAAAUAAAGAAUGUUAACUACGAACGAUAAAACACUGAAUAUUGACAACAUAUGAACGUCACACCCCCUUCUCCAUCGACAUAUUUUACAAUCAAGCGAAACGCAACAAAAAUGGAACAAACACCGCAAAAUAUGAACGUGACGGGCAAAAAUACCCCACACCAACUAUCUUAUAAAACACAAAACUUUAGAACUUGGUUGUAAAAAAUCUCCUUAGCAGUCUCCCUGAAUCCACACUUCAGGCUGACAUUCCACACUCACACUGUUUGGUGCCUCAUCUGAGCUUCUGUGACCUACAUUACCAAAGUAACUAAUUCGAUUAUGUUGCGUUUGGACCAGAUGUUCCUCCGAGGGAAUUUAAAAUGCUGGUCAAUCCCAAGUUCUUUUGAUGACACACAAGCUGGUUUUAAAUGAUAACCCAGAACAGAAGAAGUAUUUUGCAAUUUAUACCAAAGCUUUGGAGAGACCAGCCUAAAAAACAACACAUUCACUUCGCAUCGCCUAGUUGAUCUGAAAACACUAUGGAAGUCUUGCCUUUUUCAAUAUGCCAAAAGCCCCCACCCUUCAGAGCGAAUACACAUAUCUAUUGUUUUCCUGAGCUGGAGACAGAAAGAGAUAUUGCUACUCCUGCAUUCCAAGCUCAAGGUAGUCUACAGUGUACCAUGGGUCAUGAGAUAAAGAAAAGAUAAAAUAUGACUAAAUCAAAGAAAUAACUUUUAAAUAUUGAAAUAUGUAGUUAUCUAUCUCCGUCAAUUACCAUAGUAACUAAUUAGAUUACCAUAGUAACUGGUAUAUCAUGCAAAAGCGCAGAUUUCAACCAUUGAAAUACUUAGUAUAGUUCAAGACUUACGGUCAUUUAAAAACAUGACUGCAUAUCAUAAUGACAAAUUGAAAAGCUUAAGGGGCCUCGUGUGGCCCCCGGGCCUUAAUUCACCCACAUUUUUUACCUGAUGACAUCAUAUCAUUUUGGUUUAUCCGAUACUGUCACAACAUGGCUUGGACGUGGAUUGUUUCUUCGAUGCAGAUGAGAAUCAGCACGAGUGCGGCGUGGACGUGAGUACACGGUUGUUUAUUUAAACACUAUAAUCAAAAAUAAUCAAACUAAGGGCGCUCACAAGGAGGUACAGAAUAAACAAAGGACUAGCAUAAAUGCUGCAAACUACAAACAAUAAUAAUAAACUAUAAACAAAACUAGCACAAUGGCAUGAAUACAAAAAACUUACACGGCAUGGAACUAUGGACUAUGGAGGUGCAGCAUGGGUAGCGUGUGUGCGAGUGUGAAGAUCCCAGAAUGAUGAACAGAAAGAAAACUACUUAAAUACUGGCUGCGAUAAUCAGGAACAGGUGUGGGACUGAGGGCAGGGCCGUGACAAGGUGGGAAUUAAUGCGUUGGCAUGGAAACAAACGAAACCAGGAAGUGAAAAACGUGACUGAACGUCCAAAAACUAAACAUAGCAUGACCAAAACCAAAACAUAACUUACAGCCGUGACAGAUACAAUCUUUUUCCAAAUUUUACAUUCCAUGUUUCAUCCUUUUUAAGCACACCAUCAAUUUUAGGGACCGAAUGUCCCUUUGGGACAGAGGACCCUAUUGUAUUUCUAAGGUUUUAUUAUUAUUUUUCUUUUUCUGUAUUAUUCUGCCGCCUCUUUGAGCUGUAAUUUGACCCCCUUAACAUGCUUCAAAAUUCACCAUAUUUGACACACACAUCAAGACUGACGAAAAUUGCCAUAUAAGAAAAUUUCAAACCCCAAAACUCAAAAUUGCGCUACAGCGCCCCCUGGGAAAAAACACAGACACAACUGCUUGUAACUUCCGUUAAGAAUGUCCUAGAGACAUGAAAAAAAAACCUCUAUGUAGGUCUGACUUAGACCUAGAUUUCAUACAUAGACGUCCUUCAGUAAAAAUCAACAGGAAGUUGGCAAAAACCCCUUCAAAACAAAACUUUCCUAAAACAUGUAAUUUUUCCCUCUUUGAGCUGUAAUUUGACCCCUUUAACAUGCUUCAAAAUUCACCAUAUAUGACACACACAACAAAACUGGCGAAAAUUGCCUUCUAAUACAAAACCAAACCCCAAAACUUAAAAUUGCGCUCUAGCGCCCCCUGGGAAAAAAAACACAGACACAACUGCUUGUAACUUCCGUUAGGAAUGGCCUAGAGACAUGAAACAAAAACCUCUAUGUAGGUCUGACUUAGACUUAGAUUUCCUAUGUUGACGUCCUUCAGCAAAAAUCAACAGGAAGUUGGCAAAAACCCCUUCAAAACAAAACUUUUCUAAAACAUGUCCUUUUUGCCUCUUUGAGGUAUAAUUUGACCCCCUUAACAUGCUUCAAAACUCACCAUAUUUGACACCCACAUCAAGACUGACGAAAAUUGCCAUCUCAUAAAAAUUCAAACCCCAAAACUCAAAAUUGCGCUCUAGCGCCCCCUGGGAAAAAAUAGAAACACAACUGCUUGUAACUUCCGUUAGGAAUGUCCUAGAGACAUGAAACAAAAACCUUUAUGUAGGUCUGACUUAGACCUAGAUUUCAUACAUUGACGUCCUUCAGCAAAAAUCAACAGGAAGUUGGCAAAAACCCCUUCAAAACAAAACUUUCCUAAAACAUGUCCUUUUUGCCUCUUUGAGGUAUAAUUUGACCCCCUUAACAUGCUUCAAAACUCACCAUAUUUGACACACACAUCAAAACUGGCGAAAAUUGCCUUCUAAUAAAAAAUCAAACCCCAAAACUUAAAAUUGCGCUCUAGCGCCCCCUGGGAAAAAACACAGACACAACUGCUUGUAACUUCCGUUAGGAAUGUCCUAGAGACAUGAAACAAAAACCUCUGUGUAGGUCUGACUUAGACCUACAUUUCAUACAUUGACGUCCUUCAGCAAAAAUCAACAGGAAGUUGGCAAACUGGCGAAAAUUGCCUUCUAAUACAAAACCAAACCCCAAAACUUAAAAUUGCGCUCUAGCGCCCCCUGGGAAAAAAACACAGACACAACUGCUUGUAACUUCCGUUAGGAAUGUCCUAGAGACAUGAAACGAAAACCUCUAUGUAGGUCUGACUUAGACCUAGAUUUCCUACAUUGACGUCCUUCAGCAAAAAUCAACAGGAAGUUGGCAAAAACCCCUUCAAAACAAAACUUUCCUAAAACAUGUCCUUUUUGCCUCUUUGAGGUAUAAUUUGACCCCCUUAAAAUGCUUCAAAACUCACCUUUUUUAUUGUAUUUUCUUGUGUGUGUCGUGUUGAAAAUGCAUUUUUUCCCCCAAGUGUUUACAUUUCACGGCGCCCUUGAGACAAACAAUACUGUAAAAAAUCAGCCAUUAUUAAUCGCAAAUUGACAGAAUAUUCAAUCUGUUUUCCAAAUGUUCCUUUUAAAACAAUAUAUAUUUUUUGGAAUAUAGUGUCUGUUUUCUCAGUCCCUGUAUUAUGAUUUCCCUAUCAAAUUAAAAAAUGUAUAUUUUUUUAAAAAUUAAAAAAUAAAUGAUAUAAAAUAUGAA
Molecule: messenger RNA, 5705 nt
Organism: Nerophis ophidion (straightnose pipefish)
Lineage: Eukaryota; Metazoa; Chordata; Actinopteri; Syngnathiformes; Syngnathidae
Gene: lrmda
Product: leucine rich melanocyte differentiation associated
Exons: 7
Coding region: 120-821 (233 amino acids)
Biological process (GO): melanocyte differentiation
Molecular function (GO): protein binding
Source: RefSeq, a predicted model, not a curated record